Messenger RNA from Parastagonospora nodorum SN15, 165 nucleotides. RefSeq lists its product as hypothetical. The record is from RefSeq and is a predicted model, not a curated record. NCBI's taxonomy places the organism in Eukaryota, Fungi, Ascomycota, Dothideomycetes, Pleosporales, Phaeosphaeriaceae. The coding region runs from base 1 to 165 and encodes 54 amino acids. The transcript has a single exon.
AUGUGCGAGUUCAUCUUGCAAAUCCUUCGCGCUCUUCUCGAUGUUACCGAGACAGCUGUUGAUGUCGGUAAGGACCUUGACGGUGAGAUUACCCUCUUGGACAUCUGGCUUGUCGGCGAGGAGUCUGAGGUGAGCACUUGUCUCUACGAACGAUGUGGCAAGUAG